This is a messenger RNA of Sorghum bicolor (sorghum), 2131 nucleotides long. Its product is annotated as blue copper protein. The transcript is spliced from 2 exons. Bases 62 to 679 code for a protein of 205 amino acids. The record is from RefSeq and is a predicted model, not a curated record. Gene Ontology annotation, cellular component: plasma membrane. Gene Ontology annotation, molecular function: electron transfer activity. NCBI's taxonomy places the organism in Eukaryota, Viridiplantae, Streptophyta, Magnoliopsida, Poales, Poaceae.
GGUAACCAAUCUUCACCAAGAACUGCCGUUCUCGUAUAUAUCCCGGCUUUUUUUGGCACGCAUGGAUAACCUUUGGAUCCCUGCACUGCACAGAGACCAUACCAUGGCUCAAGCUCGCGUCGCUCUGGCUCUGUUGUGCGCCCUGCUCCUCGUCGCCGGCGUGGCACCGAGAGCCGAGGCGGUCUCCUACAACGUCGGCAACAGCGCCGGGUGGGAUCCCAGCGCCGACUUGCCGUCGUGGGCCGGCGGCAAAACCUUCUACGUCGGCGACGUUCUAGUGUUUCAGUACUCCAGCUACCACACGCUGGACGAAGUCGACGAGGCCGGGUACAACAACUGCAGCGCCGCGGACGCGGUCCUGUCCCAGAACGACGGCAACACGACGGUGCCGCUGGCGGCGGCCGGCGACCGGUACUUCAUCUGCGGCAACCAGCUGCACUGCCUGGGCGGGAUGAAGCUGCACGUGCUGGUCAACCAGCCGGCGGCGGGAGGAGGAGCUCCGGCGGGCGCCCCGCCGCAGUCGCCGCCGCAGACGGGCUCCGGGGCCACCCUUGGGCCUCCUACCACCGACGACGACGCGGGCAUCCCCUACCUCGUGCUCGGCGGGUCCCACCGAGCUACGGUAGGCCCCUUGCUGGUGACCUGGCUGCUCGUAUUAGCAGCGGCUCUGAUUGUAUGAAGAUUGUUGAGGAAGAGGUGUUUUGACUUUGAUUUUUAUUAAGCUUUAAGAGUUAAGACUUAUUGUAGGCAAAAUUACCUAAACCCUCAAUUUUGAAUAUUUGGCGGUUCAUCCCUACUACUUCCUUGAACUUCAGUCAGCGCCCGGACGAACGGCGGACGUAUGUAGUUCACGUAGAUGAACCGCAUGACCACUUGGGAGGAGCAGGCUGCUGGCCGGUGGCCGCAUCGGCAACCAACCGUGUAAAACGCCAAACCGCGCACACGGCGGCAACAGGACCGGGGACCGGGGCCGCCGAGCAUGGCAGACGAGACACGAAGCGCUAGUACCCCCGUACGCCUCGUCAUCGGCAGCAGGUGACUCGGGGUCCAUCUCCCAACGAUCACACGUACAGAGACGGUACAGUACAUGCCGGUACGUGGUGGAUCCGUCGCUCACCAGUCCCAGCUGGCAGCUGCUCAUAUGGUUCAUACACAUUCGAUACGACGAUGCCCUCUCACAACCAUGCCAGCGCCAAGCAACACACGACCGACCGCGCGACCGGCGCAUGUUUCGCCGCGGCGCCCCCGCCCCACGCGCUCGCGACAGAGCCACCACAGUAGGAUUCACAGGGCAAGUCGAUCUCGAGUGCACUACCUGCGACCGCCAGCAGCGAUCGAGCGAGCUCGACCACGCGGUGCCAGUAAGAAGAUGAUGGUGCACUGGCAGCCUACCACCUCAUUGCUCUGUUUCCCCACUCUCUCUCUCUCUCUGCCUCCUCCCUCAACCGACGCCAUGCCUUCGCCGUGUCAUGCUGACGGUUCCCUCGGCGAAUUAGUGGCUUUUUUCUUUUUCUCUCUCGGUGGCGUAGUGGAGCAUGGAGUGCUUACCCGUCACGCGCUGCACCUGCACGGUGUGUCAGUCAGGCUAACAAAUGUCAAACGCGAACAAAACGGUGGGUGGUGGAUGAAUGAUUUGAGGAUGUAUCAUUGGGCUCGCUCCGUUUCGUCACCUUUUGGGAGCAGCGGCCACGGCCCGCGCCUGGCCCCUGGCCACCCACCCGGUGGACGACGCGGCAGCAGUGUCCCUACGGAUCCUCGUCCCUCGUGGUGCCGAGAGUCUCACAUGCUUCUGCGAUUUGGCGCAUGCACGGCUGCGUUGUAGUACGUGCGUCGCGUUUCCUGUCACUUCUGUCGGUACCGCUACAAGUUCCUGUCUUGACUCCUAAAAACUGUCGGCAAGAGAGCACCCGGAUCUACCAUCGUCAGUGCCGUACUGUUACACUUACAGCUGGUCACGGAAACUUCUUAUUCGUCUUCGCCUGCAUCUACCUAUAUGGCUUUGUUUAGUUGCAACGUUUCUAUUUAGUAAAUACUAUCUAAUUAUAAACUAAGUUUAAAAAAUUUGUUUCACAAAUUACAGUUAAUACAAUUAGUUAUUUUUUCUUAUCUAUAUUUAAUGUUCGUAUUAUAA